Molecule: messenger RNA, 1599 nt
Organism: Lodderomyces margitis
Lineage: Eukaryota; Fungi; Ascomycota; Pichiomycetes; Serinales; Debaryomycetaceae
Exons: 1
Coding region: 1-1599 (532 amino acids)
Biological process (GO): DNA damage checkpoint signaling; mitotic DNA replication checkpoint signaling; DNA repair
Molecular function (GO): chromatin binding
Source: RefSeq, a predicted model, not a curated record
AUGCCACCCAAGAAGAAACUCAAAUGUAAGGCUUUUGAAACCUCAUUUGAAGGCGUUGAUACAUCAACCGAUGAUGAGAGUCAGGAUGUCUUUCUGGUUCCACCUAGUCCCCAGAAACCUCAACUACGACACACACCCUGGCUUACGAAGUAUGCGCCUCACACUACCUCAGAUAUCUGCAUCAAUCCAAGCAAGUUGAAGCAGGUGAAAGAGGCAUUGUACAAUAUGAACACACAUCAACUGAAGACAAAAGUGUUGGUUCUUGUCGGCCCGUGUGGAUCAAGCAAAUCGACUGCGAUCAAGCUCCUCGCCAAAGAAAUGAACAGUGCAGACGUGUUCAACGAUAAUUUGAUUGAGUAUGAUGAAUCGGAAAAUAUUACCCGUUUUCUUCAAAGCUGCAAGUACAAGACACAAUCGGUGGUUUUGAUUGAGGAGCUUCCUAAUGUUUACCAUGAGGAAACAUUGCGCGAAUUCAGAGAGGCUAUCAGGCAAUGGGUUUUCACUGGAAUUGCAUUACCUCCAUUAGUGAUUUGCAUUAGUGAAUUUGAAUAUGAAUCUGGUAGGAUGCAGUAUCACUAUGGACUCGAGAACAACAUGACUAGUGAGACGUUAUUGGGUCGCGAAUUGCGGAGUUAUCCAGAAUUGGAAACGAUUCGAUUCAAUUCCCUAGCGACGAGAUUUUUGAAGAAAACAGUAAACACAAUUCUAAAAAGUGAGGGCUUAACCAAGCUACUAAAUGAUGCUAAAUUUGACGCAUUUCUUCAGGAGCUAUUCAAGGUUGGUGACAUAAGAUCAAUCAUCUUGAGUUUGGAAAUGUGGGUGAAGUUUUACAAAGCAGGGGUCUAUUACAAUCGAGAAAGUACUCUUGGUAUAUUCCAUGCUAUUGGAAAAGUGAUAUACUCAAGUAAAGAAUUUGAAGGUGAUGCCCAGACGAUUAAUAUGCACACGGUUUCGCAGGUUAUGGAGAUGUUGCCAGAGAAAAAUUUAAGCUUGUUGAACUUGGGGUUAUUGGAAAACUAUCAUAUAUACCAGGAUGCGAACUAUGACUUGUCGAUUGCAGAGAAUAUAGCUGAAGACUUGAGUGUUAAUGAUUUGUCUCCCGUUGGCGAAAUCGGAAUACGGUCGACAAGACUUCAUCUAAGCAAGGCUGGUCCUAAAUCUUCUACAUCGAAACUCAAAAUGAAAUUCCCACGUCAUUUCAAAGUGUUAAAAGUAAUGCGAAGGACUAGUACUCGUCUAGACGAGUAUCGACGCUAUAUAUCACCCACGAGCUCAGCCGAAAACUUGAAUUUGAUUGAUGGGUAUUACUUGCCAAUGAUAUUCAACAGAAAACGCAAGACGCGAUACAAGUACAAUAGACUCGGGGGGAAGUUACACGAAAUUUAUGCCGAUGAAAAUGUCGCCGUCGACGACCAUGUUACGACGUAUGAGUAUGACCAAUUUCAAAACGAUAUUGAUCUUGCAGUUAACCGCUUGGAUGGUGACAACGAAAGCGACACCCUCAGUGACCAAGUAGAGGAAAGUUCAUUUGAGGAUUCGGACGACGGCUUUGGAUCCGACACAGAGAUAGACUUUUUAAUAUCGCAAGGAAAAUUGUGA